This is a messenger RNA of Callorhinus ursinus (northern fur seal), 2835 nucleotides long. RefSeq names its product neuronal pentraxin receptor (gene NPTXR). The record is from RefSeq and is a predicted model, not a curated record. Lineage: Eukaryota; Metazoa; Chordata; Mammalia; Carnivora; Otariidae.
AUGGUGCAGCCAGGGAAACUGGUGGGAGAGACUGAGUCACUUGCUCCGGGUGGUACCCUUGCUCACAUAAAAGUGGCACCAUUUGGUGCCCAAGCCACGGUGGCUCCCUUGCCCUUGGCAGCAGCCCCCUCGCGGGCGCUGCCCGGCGGCGCCGACAACGCCUCGGCCGCCUCGGCCGCCUCGGCCGCCGCCGCCGCGUCCCCGGGCCCGCAGCGCAGUCUGAGCGCGCUGCACGGCGCUGGCGGCUCGGCCGGGCCCCCCGCGCUGCCCGGGGCGCCAGCGGCCAGCGCGCACCCGCUGCCGCCCGUGCCCCUCUUCAGCCGCUUCCUCUGCACGCCGCUGGCGGCCGCCUGCCCGUCGGGGGCCGAGCAGGGCGACGCGGCGGCCGGCGAGCGCGAGGAGCUGCUGCUGCUGCAGAGCACGGCCGAGCAGCUGCGCCAGACGGCGCUGCAGCAGGAGGCGCGCAUCCGCGCCGACCAGGACACCAUCCGCGAGCUCACCGGCAAGCUGGGCCGCUGCGAGAGCGGCCUUCCGCGCGGCCUUCAGGACGCCGGGCCCCGCCGCGACGCCAUGGCCGACGGGCCCUGGGACUCGCCGGCGCUCAUCCUGGAGCUGGAGGACGCCGUGCGCGCCCUCCGGGACCGCCUGGACCGCAUCGAGCAGGAGCUCCCAGCCCAUGUGAACUUCUCAGCGGCCCCAGCCCCUGUGCCCGCGGUGCCCACAGCCCUGCACUCCAAGAUGGACGAACUAGAGGGGCAGCUGCUGGCCAAGGUGCUGGCCCUGGAGAAGGAGCGCGUGGCUCUCAGUCACAACAGCCAGCGGCAGCGGCAGGAGGUGGAGAAGGAGCUGGAUGCGCUGCAGGACCGCGUGGCUGGACUGGAACAUGGGUCCUCAGCCUACAGCCCUCCAGAUGCCUUCAAGAUCAGCAUCCCCAUCCGCAACAACUACAUGUAUGCCCGUGUGCGGAAGGCACUGCCUGAGCUCUACGCCUUCACCGUCUGCAUGUGGCUGCGCUCCAGGUCGGGUGGCAGUGGCCAGGGCACGCCCUUCUCCUACUCGGUGCCCGGGCAGGCCAAUGAGAUUGUGCUGCUGGAGGCGGGCCACGACCCCAUGGAACUGCUGAUCAAUGACAAGGUGGCCCAGCUGCCUCUGAGCCUGAAGGACAAUGGCUGGCACCACAUCUGCAUCGCCUGGACCACAAGGGAUGGCCUGUGGUCUGCCUACCAGGACGGGGAGCUGCAGGGCUCUGGUGAGAACCUAGCCGCCUGGCACCCCAUCAAGCCUCAUGGGAUCCUUAUCCUGGGCCAAGAGCAGGACACCCUGGGCGGUCGGUUUGAUGCCACCCAGGCCUUCGUGGGUGACAUCGCCCAGUUUAACCUGUGGGACCACGCCCUGACACCUGCCCAAGUCCUGGGCAUUGCCAACUGUACCGGGCCGCUGCUGGGCAACGUCCUCCCCUGGGAAGACAAGCUGGUGGAGGCCUUCGGGGGUGCAAAAAAGACCACCUUUGAUGUCUGCAAGGGGAGGGCCAAAGCAUGAGGGGCCACCUCAUCCAGGGUCCCUCCCUUGCCUGCCAUUUUGGGGACCUUACGGUGGGGGCACACAUUCCCUCCUCAGCCUACCCACACACUGGCCUUCCCUCCUGCCCUGCUCCUGGCCAUGCCUCCCGUUUCCCCCACCUAUACCCACACCUCCAGAAUGCCCUGCCCUGCAGUGGCUGUCCCCUAACCCCACUUGGAUGGGGACAAGCAGCUCAAGCCAACAGGUCAAGCCUGGGGUGAGUCCAGGGCCUGGUGGGGGGUGAUAACAGUGCCCACAGCACUGUCCACCCUCUCGGCAUCACACUGGAGCUGUCUUACCCCACCCACCCUGGCCCAUCCACCACGUCUGAUGCCACUGAUCUCAACAGCAUGUCCCAUGGGGUCAUGUAUGGAGGAAGGGCCCACUAUCUCAGUGGCAGGCGUGGCUGUCUGCCCCCCGUCCCCCAAGCAACAGGCCUGGCCCCUUCCCCUUCAGGGCCACAACAAGCUCUAGAGCUGUCCCCCCAGCUGAGAAAGGGAUGACAGAGACAGAGGAGACUCAGACUCACCCCUCCUCCAUCUUUCCACCUGUUGCCAGUGAAGGGCAAGGGGAUCUUGAUGGAGCCUCCUGCACCCUCUCUCUUCCUCCUCCUUCCUCGUUUCUUUGUGUGCAGUGGUUUGAAUGUUGGUUCCAUGCCUGGCCCACCCCCACCUCAAUUCCCAGGACAUCUCCUUCCCGGCUCCAGCCUGAGGGACCAAGACCCUGGGAGGCCAAAAGGCCAUAGUCACCCCUUGUGCCCACCCACAUGUGUGCUAACUGGCAGGUCACCCCUCCUCCUCUGUGCCCAGGACAGGGCCUGGGUCACGUCAGCCUGGGCUGGGAGCAGCUUGUGACAGAGGCAUGUGCCCAGGGGACCCAGGUUACAGCACAGCCACAUUACCUAAUCCCUCUGCAUGGCCCCCGCAGCCUCUGGGGAAAGAAGGGAGAAACCGAGUGGGCAAAGAGGGGAGAAGCACGGAGUGGUGUACAGAGCACUGGAUGAGAAGGAGCCCAUGGUUCCUAGCCAGCCCAGCUGCUCACCUGCUGUGUAGCCUUCUGUAAGUCCCUGCCUUCUCUGGCUUGGCCUUCCUCAUUUGUGAGCUGAGGCCCUUGCUUUGGUCAUUUCUCCAGAUCAAACGUGAGGUGGUCUGUGAUUCCAAGUGGAUCAGGUGGGGCAAGCCUGACGCUACCUAGGAACCAGGGCAGAUCCUGAGAGUAGGCAGCAGAUGGGAUCUGGCCGGGCAUGGGUCAGGGUCAGGAGCUGCCUCCAGAGAG